Molecule: messenger RNA, 1461 nt
Organism: Aureococcus anophagefferens
Lineage: Eukaryota; Pelagophyceae; Pelagomonadales; Pelagomonadaceae
Exons: 7
Coding region: 1-1290 (429 amino acids)
Biological process (GO): peptidyl-L-cysteine S-palmitoylation; protein targeting to membrane
Cellular component (GO): Golgi apparatus; endoplasmic reticulum
Molecular function (GO): protein-cysteine S-palmitoyltransferase activity
Source: RefSeq, a predicted model, not a curated record
AUGCUCUACGAAGCGCCCCGCGCUCAUCGUUAUCUUCAAAAAAUCCUAGAAAAUAGAGACUUGGCCGGGGGUUCGGUUACCGCGAAGCGGCCUCGAUGGGGCCGAGCUAGCCUCGAGUCAAGCCCGCCGAGCGAGAUGAGGGGCCGGAACGAGAUCCAGCGGGCUAGGAGCGCAGAUCUGGAGCGCAGUGGGGUAAAGUGCACUGCAACAUCAAGGUGCAGUUCACUGAAGAUGAAGGUCCAGGAAGACUCUCCGUCUAUUACAGUGCGGGAAGCAACUAUAACAGGGUUAGAAAGGGUUUGUAGCUUCAACAUGGCGGUUGAAGUUCAACCAAAUCUUCAUGUUGAACAGCGAAUCUUGCUACGACUCCAACAAUUCAUGAGUGCUGUUGAGACGGUGCGCAUAUGCAUUUUUGUGUCUUACGCCGUGUUUACGCUUGUGAUUUCGUUGAUCGCAUGCGUGGACCCAGAAGGGGAUGGGUAUGAUAACGUACAUUUUCUACCUAAUAAAAUCUGUAGUACAGCCAAGGUGCGCAAGGUGGCAAGGUCUAAAUUCUGCACGACAACCUGGUGCAAUGUUGCACGGUUCGAUCAUUUUUGCCCCUGGAUCAACAAUGCGAUUGGCGAGGAGAAUUAUCGAAUUUUUCUUCUGUUCCUAAGUUGUCACGCAUUAUUUUUGUGCUACGGGGCCGUCUGCAUCUCUUUUAUUCUUUAUGAUCUCAUUUUGAGAGAGGACCUCUUCAACGCAAGUUUUUAUGAUCCGCGCACCGGUGAGUUGACUCACUCAUCCAGGAUGUUGCGCUUCGAGCGUCUAAGACAUUGGCAGCGAUGUAAACCUAGCGUGCGCUGUAGGCUCGUCCUCCGAUACCUCGUGACCGUGGAACGUGUGCUUUGCGGACUUCUUGCAACCUCCAUCGUCAUGGCCAGCGUCGUCACUGGCUUUCUCGCAUACCAUCUAUGGCUCAUCAAGCUUGGACGGACAACAAAUGAGCACUACAAAUGGAUUUUCCUGAAACAACGGAAAACGAGAAAAGAAAACAAGACUAGGCUUUUUGCGGGUGAGACCUUUCUCAAGCAAACAGGAAGUUCAAGCACGAAUCGGACGCUGCUCGCAGAUACAGACGACGUGGAUGGCGAAAUCCCAGUCGGCAUUCACCACAGCGCGACCUCGGAUAAUGCUUACAACCAGGGCUUUUUUCGCAACCUCGGUGAGGUUGCAUUUCCCAGAUCCCGUCGUGCAGACGCACUCAGACGCGCCAGGAAGGCAGGUAAAUCAGAGAAAGCGAAGUGACGACGCGGCUAGCUUAGCCCCGAACUCGUGUUUUAUUACAUGUGCGUUUGCGUUAUUACUACUGGGUGUUUCCGGUAACGAGUUAGGCUCCGGCUCUGCGGAGGCUCCCCCAGUAGCGUGGCUUCCGUAGAAACCACCCGUAGUGACGCGUUCUAAGACGAGUCCGACGCG